This is a messenger RNA of Sapajus apella (tufted capuchin), 3575 nucleotides long. RefSeq names its product ADP ribosylation factor interacting protein 1 (gene ARFIP1). Lineage: Eukaryota; Metazoa; Chordata; Mammalia; Primates; Cebidae. The transcript is spliced from 9 exons. The record is from RefSeq and is a predicted model, not a curated record. Bases 741 to 1862 code for a protein of 373 amino acids. Gene Ontology annotation, biological process: regulation of Arp2/3 complex-mediated actin nucleation; intracellular protein transport. Gene Ontology annotation, molecular function: protein domain specific binding; phospholipid binding. Gene Ontology annotation, cellular component: trans-Golgi network membrane.
AACAGAGGGAGACCCUGUCUCCAAAAACAAAAAAAGGAAAAGGUUGUAGCUCAAGGUGCAGCAUGUAAACACAGGUCCUUAAACAAUAGUAGGUGUUAUGGGUUUUUGUAUAAAUACAACAGAUAUUUGUACAGCUAAUUUUGCUGUAUGAACCUUCCUCUCUUGUCUAAAGCAUGCUGAUAGCACUGGUUCUUACCUGGCUAAGGUAAGAACAUUACAUUCACCUGAUGAGAUUUUAAAACUAAUUUAAAAGCAUAUUGGCCAUUCAUAUAGGUCCUGGCUUGUAGAUGUGUAUUCAUAGCAGCUUUACUUAUAAUAAGACCCCAAAACUAGAAAAAGUCCAUCACUGGGUUAAUGAAUAAACAAAUUGUGGUAUAUACACUACAAUGAAAUAUUCCUCAGCAGUACAAAAGGAAUGAAUUACUGAUGCAUGUAACAACUCUUGAUUAAUUUCAAAAGAUCAUUAAAAUCAUAAUCUCUGUGGAGAGGCAAAAAGCUCCCCUGGUAGUUCUAAGAUGGAGAGAGUUGUUAAUCAUUGGCAUGUACAAAUGAAAUAUUCUAUUGCUUCUUAAGAGGCCUUGCUGUACCCCUUAAGAAUGAAGCACCAACUAUAAAAUCUUUAUUAGACAUGUGUCAUGUUAAUUUAUCACCAAAUUUGACCCAUUGAAAGGAUUCAAGAAGCUAGUUCCCACCGUUCGCUUUUUUGGUUGUACAGUAUACUAACUCUCCAGGAGUCUACUAUGGCUCAAGAAUCUCCCAAAAAUUCAGCAGCAGAAAUUCCAGUGACUAGUAAUGGAGAAGUUGAUGACUCUCAUGAACAUGGCUUUAAUAGGGAUUUGAAGCAUUCAUUACCAUCUGGACUUGGACUCUCAGAAACCCAAAUUACAUCUCAUGGCUUUGACAGUAGCAAAGAGGGAGUUGUUGAAGCAGGAGCCUUUCAAGGUUCCCCAGCACCGCCAUUGCCAUCUGUUAUGUCUCCUAGCAGAGUUGCAGCUAGUCGACUGGCUCAACAAGGAAGUGAUUUAAUUGUUCCCGCAGGUGGCCAGAGAACACAGACAAAAGGUGGACCAGUUAUUCUAGCAGAUGAAAUUAAAAAUCCUGCAAUGGAAAAGUUAGAACUUGUUAGAAAAUGGAGUCUAAACACUUAUAAGUGUACUCGACAAAUUAUCUCUGAGAAGCUAGGCCGUGGCUCAAGAACUGUGGACCUUGAACUUGAAGCUCAAAUUGAUAUAUUAAGGGAUAACAAGAAAAAAUAUGAAAAUAUUUUAAAACUGGCUCAAACAUUGUCGACCCAGCUUUUCCAGAUGGUACAUACCCAAAGGCAACUUGGAGAUGCAUUUGCUGACCUGAGUUUGAAGUCACUAGAACUUCAUGAAGAAUUUGGCUAUAAUGCAGAUACCCAGAAGCUGCUGGCUAAAAAUGGAGAGACUCUUCUUGGGGCCAUUAAUUUUUUCAUUGCUAGUGUGAACACUUUGGUGAAUAAAACAAUUGAAGAUACAUUAAUGACUGUGAAACAGUAUGAAAGUGCCAGGAUUGAAUAUGAUGCAUAUCGCACUGAUUUGGAAGAACUGAAUCUUGGACCACGUGAUGCAAACACUCUGCCGAAGAUUGAGCAGUCACAGCAUCUCUUCCAAGCACAUAAGGAAAAAUAUGAUAAAAUGCGCAAUGAUGUUUCUAUCAAAUUAAAAUUUCUAGAAGAAAAUAAGGUUAAAGUAUUGCACAAUCAGCUGGUCCUUUUCCACAAUGCCAUUGCCGCUUACUUUGCUGGGAAUCAGAAGCAGCUUGAACAGACACUUAAACAGUUCCAUAUCAAAUUGAAAACCCCUGGAGUGGAUGCCCCAUCUUGGCUUGAAGAACAGUAAAAUCACACCAGAAAAUAAAAAGAAAGUCGCAUUGUUAUAUUUCUAAACAAACUUAACAAGAAUUAAGCAGAGUUGGGGGAAGUGGGAGGGGUGACAGCCAUUGUAGUGGUCUUGCACAAACAGCUUUAAUUUUUCCCUUUUUCAUACUUUAACAAUUGAACUGUUAAAUUUGAUGGGAAGGUGGGUGGUUUUAAUGUAGACAUAGUUUCUAUAAUCUGAACACAAUAAUUUUCCUUUUUGAGAAAUCCUUUUGUAUUGUGAGGGUUGAUGGCUAUUUCUGUAGUUUGAAAACAUCUAAUAUAGAUUUGCACUGACAAGAUAAAAAUUCAAGGUUUUUGGUCCUGGAAAUGAGGGCCAAUUGUAACUUUUCCAAAGGGAGGUUUACAUGAUUUGUAUCAACAUCAGAUAUUUUAUAUAUGAAUAUAUUAAACAUCUUUAAGAGAUUCAUUUUCAUGUAUUAAAGAAAAAAGAAACUAUUUUGCAGAGUAAAGUUAUAUGGUGUUCCUGCAGCGUCCACAUAGAGGCAGCAGCUCUAUUGAAUGACUGAUUAGCUUGUGGAGUUGUGGCAAAUAUCUUUUUAAAAAUGAAUCUGUACCAUUGUAAUUUUGUUUAGACUAUUUUUAAAGACACAGAAAUGACACUGUCAUUUCUGUGAGACUUUUAAGCUUCUGAAUUUCUUCACCCAAAGUCAUUGGACAGUUGCAUUUGCAGUUUCUUGUGGUUCAUAACGAAACCUGCUUAAGGGAAUUUUUUUUUUUUCUGACAGGUGGAUGUGGGAAUGGAAAUUCUUCGUGGUUUCUCAAGUAGAAAUCUGUACUUAGAAAACUAGUUUUUGGGUUGGUUCCAUUUUGAUAGAAGUGAAUAUGUAGACAGCUCUUAUUGACUUCCAUAUGUAACAAUACCGUUUAAGCCUUAAAUCACAGAUAACGUGCCUUCUCAGAUACAGUAAUUCUUGUUCAACCAAUGUAGAAAAUCCAUAAAGAAGCCCCUGUUGGAUAAUGUUUGAUGUGUCUAUUCCUUCCAUGGAAAGGAGCACUAUGUAUAAAUGUUGGGUUUCUUUGUACUCAUUAAGCCACAUUUGAGGUUUAUGGUAAAAAUCAACUUUUGAGUUUGCUCUUUGGUUUUUCUUCAUUCCUUUUGAGGAAUGGGAAAACGGAAGGAUUCUUUGAUUUGGGUAAUGAAGAGGUAAUUUGGGACAGUGUGGUCGUAGCAGAAAGAAAGGAUUGGAAAGGCCAGUACUGUUUUAGUUGCUCCGUACUAUUGGUUUUGUGUUAAUGUGGUUGCCCUGUCCACUACAUGGUUCUAUCAGCAACGUAAUCCAUUUUCAAUGUAAAGCUCUUUUCAUUUUUGUCAUAGACAUAAAUUAAUAUUUUGAGAGGUAUCCCUCACCUGUUCAUUUCUUCUGUGUUAAAAUGAAGUACUUAAAAUUACUGUUAUACAUGAACUUUGUGGACUGUAAGAUUUGUUAUAUAUGUUCAAAUGCCUUUUAGCUGGCUUUUUAAUUAAUAUGCCUGUUUUGAGUGCUUAAUACAAUGUAAUGUGAUUGUAAAUCAUAAACCUAUUUUAAAUCAUUCCUUCCUGUAUAUUUUUACUCAGAGAGCCUUAUUUUAUUCUUCCAGCAGAAUUACUACUUGUGAUAGUUCAUUUACAUUCCCCAGAAUGUGCCUCUGGUGUGAAUUUUGUAUUCUUAUUAAAAGUGUUUGCUGCAGUAAA